Messenger RNA from Canariomyces notabilis, 689 nucleotides. RefSeq lists its product as uncharacterized. NCBI's taxonomy places the organism in Eukaryota, Fungi, Ascomycota, Sordariomycetes, Sordariales, Chaetomiaceae. Bases 87 to 608 code for a protein of 173 amino acids. The transcript is spliced from 2 exons. The record is from RefSeq and is a predicted model, not a curated record.
GGACUCCAUCACAUCGGCUCUCCGCGGCACGACUUCACCUUUGCCGAGGAGUGCGGCGUACAGGCGGCUGGGUUACUUGGCCACUCAUGUCAGGAGAAAACCGGCAUUCCUGUACUGUUUCCGAGGUGUGUACGCCAUCUACCUCAGUCACAUGUGGUCAGCCAUGUCGAUGGCCACAUUCAGAGGAAUGCAGGCGUCUAGAAACUUCUCUGCAUGCUGGGCUUGCCUCAUGUCCAGUAACACUACCUUUAUGGCGAUUGCCAAGUUGCCCUAGCCGAACUGAGGCGUCAUGUUAUGAUGUGAAAGGAGAAGUGCUGAAGAAACCAGGAUUCGAUACCAGGCGCAUCGACACGCGUUUGAGGUCUGAGAAUUUCCUGAUCAAACCUUCUCGGCGAUACCCGACUGAAGGCGCUACUGUGGCAACCAGUCGAAGGGGAGGAUCAGUAGACGGUAUAUCAGAAACAAGAUGGGAGCGCCGCGCCAGCUCGGCCAGCCCGAUGAGGCUCCGUGAUCUUGGAUCGCUGAUUCUUGCCUAUUACAAUCUCUCCUUUGCCCGUCCACUGCUUCAGGAAGCGACGGACACAACCUGGUUUUUGCGCCAGAACUAAACAAUAUCACAUCUCACAUUUUCCUUUCCCUCUAUCCCCCCCUCUUUGACGAGGAUGAUGAAGACGAUGACGAAGCCGGGU